GGAUUUUUUUUAUUUUCCAUAGAUGGGCUCUCUGUAUAUUUUUACUAUGUAGAAAGAGUUGAGCUGGUGGCUCUUGCAUAUAAGCUCUUGCAUAUUGUUGUGUUAUUAUAAUCCCUGUUGCUUUUUGUCUUCUGUCAUUGCUGUUUCCAUUACUUUUCACUUGGAUAGAAUAAUAGAAUUGUAGAGUUGGAGGGUCAUUUAGUGCAACCCCCUGGAGUGCAGAAAUCUUGGUCAAUGUGGGACUCAAACCCCCGGCUCUGAGAUUAAGAGUCUAAUGCCAUUAUGAUGAAUGUACCGGUAUAUGCAGUGAAUACCAUCAUUUAAUCAUAAAUUCUCAUACCUAAGCAAGACUUCCUGAUUUCCAGGUGUGGGUCCAUAACAUCAGUGCCAUUAAUCAAAAUGCUCUGGGCUAUGACUUUAACCAUGAAAUGUUUCAUGUAGUUUUCCAUGUUGAAAGCAGAUCUUCAUUUAGUUCCUCAUUUAGAGAAUGUACCGGUACUUCUGUUUUCUAUAAAGGACUGAAAACUGAGUGUGAUGUACUGUACAGUACUUCAGUCCUAAGCAGUUUGAUCAUAUCUCACCAAUUUACAUCAGGUUAUGCAUUUGUUUCCACCCUCAGUUUAAAGUGCUGAUACUAACUCUUAAAACCCUGAAUGGUUUGGGAACAGUUUAUUUGAAAGAUUGCCCAGACUCAACUGGUUGAAUCCUUAAGAUUGGCCUUGGAGGCGUGAUAAGGUUGAUCCUGUUGAUGGAAAGCAAGAACGCAGAUUUUUCACUUGUGGAAUUUCCUCCUGUGAGAACUCAAUUCGGCCUCCUCCUCGCCUAAGGCUUUUAAGUGGACCUGCCAAGCUUUUGGGGUAUGUGUGUGACCCCAGUACAUGAGUUGUCUUGACAAUAAAUGCUUUAAUUGCAAGCUGCCUUGUGCAAUCUUCUUGUAACAGCCUGGCAUAAAUAUAUUGAAUAACUAGCUGACCCGGCCACGCGUUGCUGUGGUUCUUUCCUGUGAUCCCCCCCACCCUGUCACGAUCCAUGACGUAUCCUGCCCCUCCACCCCAGCUCAUCCCUGUGUUUCCGUAGGAUACCCUUCCCUCUGUUGUCCCUGGGGAGUGUUGGCCUCUCCCCCCUGUUUCUCCAUACCUUGGCCCCCACCCUCGAAAAGGAACUGUUAGGUUCUGCGUUCUAUUUCCCAGCAUGCACCUUUGUCUGAACCCUCUGUUGUUCCUGGGGAGUGUUGGCCCCUACCCCUGUAUCUUCCUACAUUGGCCCCCAUCCUUGGAGAAGGAACUGUCAGUUUCUGGGUUCCAUUUCCCAGUAUUUACUUUUGUCUGAGCCCUCUGUUGUCCCCUCCCCCCUGUAUCUCCAUACAUUGGCCCCUGCGCACGCAUCAUGAACAUUUCUAUAUAUUUAGAUUAAGGAUCGGGGGUGAUGAUGUGCCCUGGGACCCAGAGAACUACUUAAAGAAUCCCAACCCAGGGAGGGGGGGUCAAAUAGCGAAGCCCCAUAGCCCCGUAGCAACAGACAGGCCCAGACAGAAGGUGGAGGUCAUAUGGGGCACUUGGCGCGGGCCUCCGAAUCUAAAGGGGGCCUCGGUCUGCAUAUUCACAAUCAGUAAAAUUAAAAAGUAACAAAAGGGUUAAAAGCAGGGCCACAUUAUCUACCUGGCCCGGGCCCUGUAAGGGCCUGGCAACAGAAGGCGCGUUCUGAAGUACCCGAGUUGUUCAGUUCCAUAAAAAAAACCCAGGAAGUGGCAAGGGGAAGGUAUGGAAUUGUAAAUGGGGUGGGGGGUGUGCACUGCAAAUAUCUGAGGACUUAAACUGGGGAGAGAAAGUGAAUGGUUGUUUUUUUAUAAUAAUAAAAAGACACAGAGGCUUAUUUUUGUCUUGUGGAUUUUUUGGGGGUAGUGUUGCUAAAUGGUAAAGUAAAAACCCCUUGCCGUGCAGGGGCCUACAUAAAUCAAAGGCCGUGCUGCGUCCUGUGGCAACCCCCCCCCCAGGCAGGCCCCGACCUCCACUUGGCAAUGUUGGUUUUUUGGUGGGGUUUUUUUGGUGGGGGGUAGUGUUGCUAAAUGGUAAAGUAAAAACCCCUUGCCGUGCCCCCAAGUGCGUUGCUGUGGGUCCCCCCCCCGGGCCUGUCAGGGGCCUAAAACAAAGGCCUAGAUAAUGGCCGCCUUGGUGUGUUUCAGUUGCUUGGUUGAUGAUGAUGUCAUUUGGUUUGUGGGUGUGGCUUAGAUUUCACAGGAAGGGAGGGGGUGUACUGUGGGAGGAAUUCCACUUGAGGGCGCUGUUUGAGUUGGUGGAAAACCAGGUCUGUACCUGCGCAGGUGUGCGAUUUGAGGGAUUUAUGCCCCCAACAACACGCAGGGAGUGGCCUGGAUCAUUGUGUCAAAAUUUCAUGACGAUCGGUCAAGCGGUUACGGAGAAAAGUGGAACCUGGAUUUUCACGAUUUUUACAUUUUUAUAUAUAUAUAUAGAUGUAUAGCCUCUUUGGGAAGGGCGCCUCAAGUCCACAGUGUGAAAGUGUGUCAUUGUAUUGCACAUUGUCUGUGCUGCAGUAAAUAUGUAUCCAGUCUCCCUCCCUCUUCCAUGCACUGAUGUAUCGUGGCCUUGCUGUAGUAUUUGGUCUGCAGAGCUAAGGACCAAGCAGCAGUAGUGCAAAGCAGGAGAGACAGGAAAAACAGCAGACAAGAUUUAAUGCUGUAACUGGGCCUGUGGACCCUCCUGUUAUUCCGUCAUGCUACAGUCCUCUCUCCCCAAAGCUGGCCACUUAUGUAAUAAAUCAGGGAUGAAGCAAAUAUGUUAAAGGCAGGCUGUGUCUAUAACAUUGUUUCCUUUUUAAGGCUGUACAUAUAGUCCUCACAUGUACAGCGAAUGUAGCAGCUGUAAGCUUUUUGUGGCAGCUGUAAAUUUUGCUCUGUUAAGCUCUGUGUACUGUAUGUUGUUGGAGCUAUAUAAGCAUCUGCUAAACAUAAUAACUUUUCUGAAAGUUUCUCAGAUAAAAGUAUUGAUAUUGAUAAAGCGUCCUUUAAAAAACAUGUGGCUGUAGAAUGGCACGAUUUGUCACACACAAUUUUGCCACUGAAAUUAGUAAAGGCUAUGUUUAUGCCAGGUUUGUUGUAACAGACAAUUUCUUUAAAGCUGGGUAUAUGUCAGUUUACCCCCAGUUGCCAUCCAUGUGAACUUUCUCACAAUACCCGUGAACUUGGUAAACAAAUGCCACUGUACUCAUUAGAAUUAGUUAUAGUGUUUGUAUUCAGUACUGUCAGACUAAGAGACUACAGACAGUUGGUAUCUGGUAAUUCAUUUCCCUGUUUAGCAAUGGGAAAAAAUGCCCAUUUUUAGACGGCAAAGAGAAGGACUUUGAUUCAGUUUGUGAACUGAAUGGAACAUUGCAGCAUUGUUGAAUGGGGGCUUAAAGUUCUCCGUUGUUUUGGUUUGGUCCUGCAGAAUAUUGGAGAAAUUUCAAGAGGUUGAAGAUCAUUAGUAUAAUGUUGAGAGAUCAGAUUGAAUGAUCAGAUUGAAUUCUGCUGCUUUCAGAACAGAGUAUCUAGGUUAUAGGACGCUGGUGGCUUUGAAACUUCAUUUCAGGUAAUCUGUUGGUUUGUAUGUCAGGGUGGGUGAGGUGCUAAGCAAAAAGUGUGCAUGUUAGAGGUUUUGAUGUAUUGCACUGUUUGCUUGGAGGGGAAUAACGUAUGUUUAGGCCACCCAUCAAAAAUAUAAAAUGAUACCUAAAAUGAAUUAACAGUGUAAUGCAAUUAAGUAGGCAUUUAGUGCGUCUGCAGAGAGGGGAUUGUUGAAUGUUGAUAGUUGCUCUUUGUAUAUGUAAGUAAAAAUAAAAUAUUUCAAAAAGAAAUAAAUUAUGGGAAAGUGGGUAAUUUUAUUUUUAUGUAUAGGUUCUGAGGCUUGAAGUUGUCCAACUGUUUAAUUGUUUUGAUUUUUAAAUUGAUUAGCCAGGAAAAUCCAAAGUAGCCCCUGAGGCUGCAUUGCAACCAUAUCACAGGUAUUUUUUUCAAAGCUAGCUACACCAUGCACGCUACAUGUCCUCUCCAGUCAUGCAACUGAUUGUGCACACACAUGCAGGCAUGCAGACACAUGUGUGUAAUAAGUAUGGUUAUUCUUCUUGACCUCAGGGGUUGGGGUGGCUAGAAAUGCUGCAUUUUAUUCCAGAUCAGUUAUGAACAAGUUAAAAGCACUGACCCCCAUUACAGAGCCUUAUGGGGAGCUUACAACUUGCAUCCCUUCAUUGCAAGAACUGUCCCUUCCUUUCCCUCUACUUCCUGUUCUUUAGCCAGUUACCAGUCCAUAAGAGGACCUCGUUACUGCUGUCUUUGCUCAGGAGUCUUGGUCGGGGACUGUGUCAAAAGCUUUUAAAAGGUUGGUGAGACAGGACUCGCCUUUAUAUAAGACACACUGAUUCUUUUUCAGCAAAACCUGUUUUGUAUGCUUGCUUAUUUUAUACUUAGUAAUGCUGUCCAACCUAGCAGUUUGAAAACACACCAAAAAUGCAAGUAGAUAAAUAGGUACCGCUCCAGCAGGAAGGUAAAUGGCGUUUCCGUGCGCUGCUCUGGUUCGCUAGAAGUGGUUUAGUCAUGCUGGCCACAUUACUCGGAAGCUGUCUGUGGACAAACGCCAGCUCCCUUGACCUAUAGAGCAAGAUGAGUGCGCAACCCCAGAGUCGUCCACGACUGGACCUAAUGGUCAGGGGUACCUUUACCUUUAAUGCUGUCCACCAGCUUAACCUGUGCACAUAUAAUUUCCUUUAUUCUCCCUGGAUCCCAUUUAGAAAAUUUGGUGCUAUUUGACCAUUUUCUAGAUCUUUGAUAAAGAGGCUGAUCUUGAGGACAAGUUAUAUCUUUUUGGUAGAAGAUCAGUAAUUUCACAUUUGAGUUGUUUAAGAACUCUUGGAUGAAUACAGUCUGAAAAUCUCACUGACAAAGGAAGUGUAUAUCUGGUUGUCUCUGUAGUUUAGUCAUUAUCUACUUAGAGCAGUGGUGUUUAAGCUUCACCUUCAGGGAAUCAUUUCCUCAACAACUUGUGCUGAUGAACUCCUGCUGCAAAACUAUUCUAUGUUCUAUGACUUUGGUCUGAGGUGCAUACUUGAUUUAUGUGGAGCUCUUGCCAUGUCAUUCGAGUCUAACUAUGUCUUGCAUGAAUUGAUCAUUGCAUACUAUAAUGUAUGUAUUAUAGUAUAAUACAUCCUGGCUGCUACCCAUUGCUGGGGACGAUCAGUAGGAGGAUGCAAACUACCAAGGGCAUUUACAUUACAGAUUUCUUGUUAUAGAACUUCAGGAUGCCCUACAACACAGGAAACUACUGUCUUAUAGCAUUGAUCCAUAUGAACUUUAACCAACUUUAACCUUGAAGCCAAGGAGGACCAUUGAAUGGAAGAGUUCAAGCUUAAUCUCUGUCAUGGCCAAAUCACUUUUCAUUUCAGUUUCCCAUCUGUAAAUGGGAAUAAUAACAACAACAACAAUAAUACUAGUUUAAUAAUAAUUACUGUUUGGAGUUCUUCCCUACCUUUACCGUGAAGUCCCAGGGUGGAUUACAGUAAUUUAAAGAUGCAAUAUUAAAGUAAGUUAAAAUGAAAUAACAGUCAAGAGAAUAGGGUGGGUAAUAUAUGUCUCAGGUGUAAAUGGUGCAACUUAAACAAUAAUGUACGAACAUGAGUUUGACCAAACUGCGGGAAGCAGUGCAAGACAGGAGUGCCUGGCGUGCUAUGGUCCGUGGGGUCACGAAGAGUCAGACACGACUAAACGACUAAACAACAACAAAAUAAUAAUGGCCUGAUUUAAGAGGCUAUGAGUGAAUAGUAAAACUUUAAUCUGCAAGUGUUACAGUUCAGUUGUGUACAGGAAGGUAUCUUCCUUAGAUGCUAAGCAAUUUGAACAAUAAAAAAACCAACAGAUUAUAUAUACUUUGAGAGAACUUCCUUCAGCCUUAACUAUGCCAAGAAUAAUUUUGUGAUAUUUAGAACUGUAGUUUGUUACGUUGGCUUUGACCCAAAGGUUCCCUAUUGAAUAGAAAGGCAGUUGGAGGGUGUCCCAACUUCAUCAUUUCUCCUUCCUGCUGCAGCCCACCCAACCUAUGCUACAGACCAUAUUGUUCCAGAAGUUUUGUAUCUUUUGCACUGUAUACUAGACCUCAAUACAAGUAAAACUAAAUCCAUCAACCUUUCCUAUUACAGCAUUGUGCAAAUUUAGGCUUGUUUUCCUCCUGUUGCUCACAGUUGCUUGGUUCUAACUCAUUGUGGAAAUGUACUAGCAGUGACUUGGAUCCUAACUUUCCUUCCAGGAGUCAAUAGAGUCCAUGUUCCUAGACUGCCACUUCCACCAUUUCCUUUCCUUCUGCAGCCCCAUGAAAAUCCUCUCUUGCAGGUUGGGCAGUUUGGGAAGCCAUGGAAGAUUAUAGAUGUAGGGGGAAAGUUGGUAGAAAUCAUUCGCUCUCACACAUGAAUGGAUGAGCAACUUGAGAUCCAAGCCUAUGUUCCCAUCCUGAUAGUGGCUUAGAAGUUGCCUUCUUGAUUUUAUUGCCUUGGUCUUUUGAAGAGACAGAAUAAUAGUUAGCAGCGAACUUCAACCUAUGGUGUUUCAAGGGCUUGAUGGAGGAAAAUGCCUAAUCUGUUUUCAUUUUGUUCUAGUAGUGAGGAAAUGGUAGUUCUACUCAAGACUUUAUGCUCUUCCUGAUUUGCUUGGCAGGAUGUGUGGGGCUUUUUUUCAUGGAGACAGAACAAACCUGGAAGGAGACAAAACAGCUAAUGGCUUCUGAGUCUAUGGUCCCAGAGCAAGCAAAGCAUCAUGUGGUAAAAGGCAGAAGGCAGCAUCCACAAGAAAGGUCACCUUUGAACAGUGAUGGUGAAGAAGAAACAUUUGUAUUCGAAGCAAAUGAAGCUUGGAAGGAUUUUCACAGCUCCCUCCUCCGUUUCUAUGAAGCUGGGGAGCUUUGCGACGUUACGCUGAAGGUGGGUUCGAAGUUGAUCUCCUGUCACAAGCUUGCCCUGGCUUGUGUUAUUCCAUACUUCCGAGCUAUGUUCCUUUCUGAAAUGGCAGAAGCUAAACAGACAUUGAUUGAGAUCAAAGACUUUGAUGGUGAUGCCAUAGAAGAUUUGGUCAAAUUCGUCUAUUCAUCUCGACUGACUCUGACGGUAGACAAUGUCCAGCCUCUCUUAUAUGCGGCCUGCAUUCUGCAGGUAGAGGUAGUGGCCAAAGCUUGCUGUGAAUACAUGAAACUACACUUCCAUCCUUCAAAUUGCCUGGCAGUGAGAUCCUUUGCGGAGAGCCACAAUCGUAUUGACUUGAUGGAUAUGGCCGACCGCUAUGCCUGUGAACAUUUUGCUGAAGUGGUGGAAUGUGAAGAUUUUGUGAGUGUGUCACCUCAGCACCUCCAUAAACUGUUGUCUUCCAGUGACCUGAGCAUUGAAAGUGAAAAGCAGGUUUAUGGUGCUGCUAUUAAGUGGCUUCUGGCCAAUCCACAGCAUCACGCUACAUGGUUAGAUGAAAUAGUUGCUCAGGUGCGCCUACCACUGUUACCCAUUUGUUUUCUCAUGGGAGUAGUGGCAAAAGAAGAAAUUCUCAAACAGAACCUAAAAUGUCGGGACUUGCUGGAUGAAGCAAGAAACUACCACCUUCACCUAAGUAGUCAUACAGUGCCAGAUUUUGAGUAUUCUGUACGGACAACACCAAGGAAACGCACAGCAGGUGUCCUUUUCUGUGUUGGUGGUCGUGGUGGAUCUGGCGACCCAUUUCGCAGCAUUGAAUGCUACUCUAUAAAUAAGAACAGCUGGUUUUUUGGCCCUGAAAUGAACAGUAGGAGGAGGCAUGUGGGUGUAAUCUCUGUGGGAGGUAAAGUUUAUGCAGUGGGUGGACAUGAUGGAAAUGAACAUCUGGGCAGCAUGGAAAUGUUUGAUCCUCUCACAAAUAAAUGGAUGUUGAAAGCAUCAAUGAAUACCAAAAGGAGAGGAAUUGCUCUGGCUUCUCUUGGAGGCCCCAUUUAUGCUAUUGGGGGACUGGAUGAUAACACUUGCUUCAGCGAUGUGGAGAGAUACGACAUUGAAUCUGAUCAGUGGAGUGCUGUAGCACCUAUGAAUACGCCCCGGGGAGGUGUUGGUUCUGUGGCUCUUGUGAACCAUGUAUAUGCUGUUGGUGGAAAUGAUGGUGUAGCUUCUCUCUCCAGCGUGGAGAAGUAUGAUCCUCAUCUAGAUAAAUGGAUAGAAGUGAAAGAAAUGGGUCAGCGAAGAGCUGGCAAUGGGGUUAGUGAACUCCAUGGCUGCCUAUAUGUGGUAGGUGGCUUUGAUGACAAUUCUCCUCUGAGCUCUGUUGAACGAUUUGACCCUCGCAGCAACAAGUGGGAAUACGUAGCGGAGCUUACGACGCCUCGGGGUGGAGUUGGCAUAGCAACAUUAAUGGGCAAAAUCUUUGCUGUUGGAGGGCAUAAUGGAAAUGCUUAUCUGAAUACAGUGGAAGCCUUCGAUCCUGCGGCGAACAGGUGGGAGCUUGUUGGUUCUGUGUCUGACUGCAGAGCUGGGGCUGGUGUAGCCGUGUGUGCCUGCCUUGGCAGCCAGAUCCGCGACGUGGGUCAAGGGUCCAGCAAUGUGGUGGAUUGCAUGUAAAUUUGAAGACUUUGUGAAAUGCCACAAUAAUUUACGACCUUUGUGCAAAGACUUUUUGAUUUUUUUGAGUAUGUGUAGAUACUCAAAAGCUUUUUUUAUUUAUAGAACUUGUUGCAUAGCUGUCAAACUUCGGAUUUGGAAAUGAGGAAUCCUAUUGGGCUGUCAACUGUCGGAAAUGAAAGUAAGGGCGCUGAAUAAGGGAAUUUCUCGCAAAAAUGGGGAACGUUGACAGCACUGCUUCAUGUGCAUACCUGGUUGCAAACCAUGGUUUAGCAUUACAUGCAUGAGCUGGAUCAAGUUCGGUGCAUCCUUGGGCUUCUUUUCCUUCUUCUCUCCUUCGUCUUGGGCAAUGUUUAGUUUCACUUUCCCUGAAUCUCAGCCUUUCUUCUCAUCUGGACCAGGGAUCCUGAUUUCUCUCAAAUCCUGGUUAAACAACCCACCUUCAUGGAAACCUGAGGUCGCGCCUUGCUGUAAUUUGUGAGAAUGGUGGCGUUGGCUGCUUUUGCCAAGCUCCCAGCAAUCAACUCUGCCACUGUUUUGUUGGUGGGAACAAAUGAAGAUUUCCAAGAGCAGCUAGCAGAGACAACGCUUAAGGGGAAAAAAAAAGAUUUUAAAAUAAAUAUCCACUUGACAAGGUCUCUUCCUUUACCUGCAGAGAGAGAUCACACCCGGCCUCGAAUUGAUGCUUUCUGGUCAUAGGUGCAUGUUGAAUGAAUCAAAUAAGUGUGGACGUGGACGCUGUCUUGAAGCUGGCAGGUUGUUACUGCAGCCCUGUUCUGUUCUGUUCUGUGAACUGGAAUGUGAGAAUAUCAGGAUUUCCACACUUUGGCAGCUGCUCCGGAUGCUGCAAAUAUGUGCUGAUCAUGUGUCAGUAGUUUCUGCACACUCCUUCAGUUCGUCAAUGGGAAGUUACAUUGAUUACUCCAGUAUCAUGGAAUAAAGCUUUCUAUUUUUCACUUAUCA
This is a messenger RNA of Zootoca vivipara (common lizard), 9564 nucleotides long. The record is from RefSeq and is a predicted model, not a curated record. Lineage: Eukaryota; Metazoa; Chordata; Lepidosauria; Squamata; Lacertidae.